Molecule: messenger RNA, 3309 nt
Organism: Orbicella faveolata
Lineage: Eukaryota; Metazoa; Cnidaria; Anthozoa; Scleractinia; Merulinidae
Source: RefSeq, a predicted model, not a curated record
UUGCAACUUCGUUAGACGUGGAGUAUUUCACGGGACUUUCACUCUGACCAUCUUCCGGGCUCCCCUAUUAAAAUCUUACGUUGUAAGAUAACUCAAGCAGUGUAAAAACAUGGCAGAGAGUGCUCGCGAAAGUGAAAGCAAUGAUGAAGACAACACAAGCGUCGUGUCAACAGAAUUCACGUCGUUACCAUCGGAGUCUGAAUUUUCCGCCGUCAUUUUCAACAACGUUCCCGAAUGUUAUCCGCCCGACAGAGAUAUAGAAUGUCGUUAUACCAUCAAACGUUCAGUCAAACCAAACUCCAGGGAUUGGAUUGGGUUGUUCAAAGUUGGAUGGCAGUCGUCGCGUGAACAUUACACUUACGAAUGGUCGCCCAUGCCAAGUAUUCAAGAUGGCGAACACGGAAGAUCAAUUGCAAAUAGGGUUGUGUUUCGUCUGAGGUAUUUACCGAAGGCUGACGACGAGUUUUAUCAGUUUUGUUAUGUCACCUACGCAAGCGAUGUCAGAGGGGCUAGCGUACCUUUCCAGAUUAAAACCAAACCGAUUGAACAAGAGGAGUUAGAGUGCUGCGAAAUUGAAGAUGACGAAGGAAGUUCAAUUAUGAUCGUUAAAAACAAAACAGCGAUGUUGGAAGAGUCACUUGCCAGGGUUUUGGAAGAGAAUGCUGUCUUGAAAGCAUCCAAUGAGACGGCGCUAGCUGAUCUGGCUAAUGCCAAUGAUAAAGUAAUGGAGUCGGAGUCGCGUAAAGCUGAAUUAACGGCUGCUUUGAAGGAAACCGAGAAGAAAGUAUGUAAUCUGGAGCAAGCAUUGGCUCAGAAAAACCUGGCCUUAGAAGAAUUGGAGAGCAAAAAAAGAGAUCUCGAGAGUGCCAACAGCGAUUUAAAAACCAUGCAAGAGAAUUUGAAUCGACGGGUUGAUGAAUUGAUGAUGAUGCUUGAGCAAGAACGUGCACAGACAUCACAACAAGUUGAGAAAAACAUGGAAAAGUUAGUGAUUGAACGUAAGCAGUACCUAGAGAACAUGGCUGCUGAUCGGCAAAUGAUUGAAAAGCUGCAAAACGACCUUAAAGCCAAAGAAGAUGAGAGCAACACUCUGAAAGCCCGAUGGGUGGAAUUCAAGACGAAAGCCAGGUCAGAGUCCACCGAAUUUGCUGAGAAAAUAGAGAAAGUAAACAGUGAAAAUGGAAGAUUACAGGAACAGCUUUUGCAGAUCACAGAAGAAAAUUACAUGCUCAAAAGAAAUUUGGAAGAAGAAUCAGAACGCCUUACAAAGAAAGUUCGAGAUAUGUAUAUUGAGUUGAAGAACAAAGAUCAAGAACGUGAGAAAGUCCAAGAAGAAAUUGCAAGCUAUCGAUGCAGAAUUGAAGAAGUGGAAAGUACAAAAGAGGAAAUCUUGAGGGAUGCAUCUCAUGAAGCAGAGUUGCUUGGCCAGAACAUCCAGAAACUCCAAAGAGGUUUAACUGAAAAGCAAGAGCUUAUUCACCAACUUGAACAAGAACUAGAAGAUGCUAAUUCCCAACUAGAGCAGGAGAAGGGAAAGAUCACUGCGCUGGAAGAAGAUUAUGAAUCAGUUAUCAGAGCACUACAUGACCAGCUGGAAGGAGAGAAAGCUCUAAACCAGUCGCUGUGUUCUCAGUCUGAUCGCAAUGUAGCCAGUCUUCAGGGUCAAGUGCAAAAGCAGCUGGAGGCAAACAUGGAACUGAGUCAGCAACUGGAGGGAAAAAGUGCAGAAUUAAGGGAUGUCUGUGGUGAACUGGACAACUGCAAGAAACAGCUACAAUCUGCUGAAGAAAAGCUGCAGAUAGCUUUGGCCCAACUGACUGAUGUUGAUGCUGAAGUCAAGUCACUAAAGGUAGAGAAAGAUACACUCCAGACAACACUGACAGACACUCGGGGAGCAAGCGCUCAGUCAUCAAAAAAUUCAGCAGCUUCGAUGUAUGCCCUUCAGACAGCCCAUACUCACUUGGAAAAGAAAUACCUUAAAGCCAAAAAAGAGAUGGAUGAAUUGUGGAGGGAGAGGAAUGAGCUGAAGAGAACCAUCGCAACCUUCCAAGGCAAUGUCCCAUGUGAUGACCUGCGCCUUCAAAUAGAGGAGAUGAGGGCGUGCAAUGAGGAUCUGCGGGUGCGGCUUAACAUGGGGGCUGAGGCUUUCAAGAUGAAGUUUAUCGAGUGUCGUCAGCUGGAGGAACAGUUGAAUAAAGUAACCAGGACCUCAUCAGUACAGUCAGAGGAAGCAGGCUCAGCAACGGAAAUGCGGAACAAGAUUUCCAAGCUACGGAGGGCUUUGGAAGAAGAGAAGAAAGCUCUGAACAUAGAGAAGAGCAUCGUACUCCAUAAGAAUGAUGAGAUUAACCAGCUCAAACUGGAGAUUUUGGAAUUGAGAGAGAAGGUGGUAAGCUCUGAACAGGUGGAAUUUCAGAAGGCAGACCAGGAUGCACAAAGCCAACUGGUUGUUCAAAAAAUGCUUGAAAAAGUGGCAUAUUUGGAGAGCACCUUAAAAGAUGAGAAACUCGAAAAAGAGACUGUCAUCCAAGAAAUAGUCAAUCUACAAGUCGUUUUGAAAAACAAAGAAGAAAAGUUACAAAAUGCUGCCGAAAACCUUGCAGCCCUGCAAGACGCUCUUUCCAAAGAACAAGAAGACAGAGAGUUACUCGGUGAGGAGGCAAGAGCAAAACUUCAGGAGCAUGAAGCUAAAGAGCGGGAGCUUGAUCUGAAGGUCAAGGAGCUAAACAGAGAAGUCGAGAGAUGGAAGAAAGAAGUUGAUUUGCAUGUAGAAGCAGAAUCUAGACUGAUGGAGAAUAGAACUGAAGAACGAGAAGUCACUGUGGAGCCACCGCCUCGACCACAGGAACAAACUCCUACUCAAGGUCUCUUUCCAGUUCGUGGCUUGCGUCCAUUUUUUAAUCGUCUCUCUCCUGCACCUGCACCUGCACCUGCACCUGCACCUGCACCUGCACCUAUGCCAGUUCCAAAUGGCCCACAGCCAUGGGUUUUUGUCCAACACCAACCAGAGCAGCAACAUGAACAAGUUCCGCCACCUGAGGUCCCUAUUCAGCCGCCUUUUCCCCCAGUGCAGACCCUACAACCAAGUGCCCCAGCACCUGAAGCUGAAGUGCCCCAGUGUCCGGUUUGUAAGGCACUUUUGCCACCAAGCGUAAACAGAGAUGAGCAUGUAAAUGGUCAUUUUGACUAAGUUUAAAUCUUGCAUGUAUUUUCUCCCAUUUUCCAAGUGUACCUUUACCUAUAUUAAUAGUUUUGUAGUUAUGAAAUUUAAAUUGCUUAAUUGGGAGUUCAACAGGAAGUAUUCUAGGG